ACGCGGGAGCGGCGUGCGUUGCGUUUCCGUUUCUCCCAGCGGCUAAAUACCGGACAGCUAGCGGCUAUGCUAAUGCUAACGGUUAAUGAACAGCCAGUGAGGGGUUUUUUUUCUUCCAGAGAUAACUACGUGCGAAUGAAACGAUUGUGUUUAUCGUGAUAUUUACAUAUGUUGAAAGAAUAAUGCAGAAACUUUGGUUUUGUAAUGAGACCCUGUUGUCUGUGUUGAUCCCGUCAAUUGCGGCUUUCUAUCUUUGUCAUGUUAAAAUAGCGUUGAGUUGUGGCUCUUAAACGGAUUUGGUGACGGCUUGUCGUGGUUUCUCCGCGAUCAGGAGGCAUCUGACACAGGGGAUGAGAGGAGAGCAGGUGCUGCGCUCCUGGCUGCGGACUCAGUGACUCUCUCUUUGGGCUCAGGAUGGCGCAGGGAGGGCCUCAGUUGGACUAUCACAUACUGCAGGACCUCAAGCAGCGCUUCCCAGAGAUUCCAGAGAAAGUAGUGUCUCAGUGCCUUCUUCAGAACAACAAUAACCUGGACAUCUGCUGCCAUCUGCUGGCUCAGGAGAGUAAUAGAUACCUGUAUGAGGAGUACCACAGCCCAGAUGACUUGCACUUAAACCGGAACCACAUGCUGCGCAUUAGUGUGGGUUACCCUGCUACUGAAGGGGUUAAAAAUAAUGCUGGUGGCCGAGCUUUGGUCCACAGUUCCAGCGACGGGCACAUCGAGCAUCCUCGAAGUGGUUUCCCCGAGCCCCUCUCCGCCCCAGCUACUAUGGUGCCGUCACCCGUCUUCAACCCCUUCUUCAUGAACGAUCAAGGACGCUCGAACAUCCCCACCCCUCCACCCAGCAUCCAGGGCAUGUCACCCACAUACCACCCUGUCCCACGUUACAUGCCUCCCAUAACAGUUACCCUCUCCCAGAACAUCCCCACUGCCCCACAAGCGCUGCAGAUCCCCCCUGGUGCCUAUUGUAACAGUGGGAACACCGUGUACAUGCGUCCCUCACCGUCUCAAAGUCCUCAACCCACUCCCUGGUCCACAUCUGGGACAUCUGUGUACCAGCAGUCUCCUUACGCCACUCCGACAUACCCAUCCCCGUACAGUUCUCCCCAACAUCAGGUCCAGCAGCCGCCCCAGGUGUUUCUGCCCAUAAGUCCCCCCACUCUCCCUGGGCUUUCCUACCAGCAGCCGCCAGUUUCCCACAGGCCUUUUAUGUCCUCCAAAGGCCCUAUGAAGAACCAGAUAGAGAUCACACUGGAGGGACACCGACCACGGAGUAACUCCCCUGUACAUGCUCCGCAGGGAUCGCUCUAUAUGGCCACCAGCCCUUCACCGAGCUCCCCGUCCCGGGCCAUUAGUAUGACCGGAACCCCCGGGGCCUCCAUUCAUCAAGGAAUUUAUGUCCACCAGGGUGUGGCAAGGCCCCGGCCCACAUCCUCUCCUCAGCCGGCCACCUCUGCGUUCAUCAAGAUCAAAAUGUACCCUGGGCAGGUGCAGCGUUCCUCAAGUUCUCCACCAGUUAAAACAGAAUCCCUCCUCAAUAUAGUGGACCAGGGCGAGCGCCACGCUGCCCCUCCUCCAAUCCUGCCCAUCUCUGCCCUGCCAGGGAACAUCUCAAGUCAGAUCAACCGCAUGCCUAGACGAUCCAGCUCCGGCUCGGAUGACUAUGCAUAUACUCAAGCACUGCUCCUGCACCAGCGUGCUCGAAUGGAGCGUCUGAUGAAAGAACUCAUGCUGGAGCGGCAGAAACUGGAGCAGGUGAAGGCGGAAGUGAAUGAAAUGGAAUUUGACGCCCUGCAGAGACGCUUCAGACGAGUGAACAGCACCAGCCUGAUACCUCGGCCAGAGGAUAUGACCAGAAUUCGGUCGCAAAACAGACAGCUUCAGAUUGACAUUGAUUGCACCUUGAAGGAGACAGACCUGCUGCAGUCCAGAGGCAAGUUUGACGUGAGAACCAUGAACAACUUUUAUGAUAAUAUUCAGCCUGGCCCUGUUGUACCUCCAAGAGCAGUCAGGUGGUAGAAGUUGGAGCUGUCCAAAAAAUCUUGUGAGUUUAAUGAUGCUCCAAAAUUUUGGUAAGAGAAAAGAUUUGGCCGAAAAUGUAAAAAAAAA
This is a messenger RNA of Sinocyclocheilus grahami, 2109 nucleotides long. Its product is annotated as TGF-beta-activated kinase 1 and MAP3K7-binding protein 3-like. Gene Ontology annotation, biological process: positive regulation of canonical NF-kappaB signal transduction. Gene Ontology annotation, molecular function: ubiquitin binding. The record is from RefSeq and is a predicted model, not a curated record. Gene Ontology annotation, cellular component: extracellular exosome. The transcript is spliced from 7 exons. The coding region runs from base 415 to 2019 and encodes 534 amino acids. NCBI's taxonomy places the organism in Eukaryota, Metazoa, Chordata, Actinopteri, Cypriniformes, Cyprinidae.